AUGUGGCGGUCUGGAGGUGGCCUGGGGAAAGGAUUCGGCGGAAGCGCCACCGGAAAUCCGGAGGGGUUCAAUUGUCCGGCUUGCGGGCGCGUCUACAAGCUGAAGAGCAGCCUGAGGAACCACCAGAAGUGGGAGUGCGGAAAGGAGCCUCAGUUCCAGUGUCCCCACUGCGUCUACCGCGCCAAGCAGAAGAUGCACAUCGCGAGGCACAUGGAGCGGAUGCACAAGGAGAAGAUCUUCAAGCAGGAGCUCGUCUAG
Messenger RNA from Cotesia congregata, 258 nucleotides. The record is from the annotation of a GenBank genome assembly. NCBI's taxonomy places the organism in Eukaryota, Metazoa, Arthropoda, Insecta, Hymenoptera, Braconidae.